Parnassius apollo (apollo) is the source of this 345-nucleotide messenger RNA. NCBI's taxonomy places the organism in Eukaryota, Metazoa, Arthropoda, Insecta, Lepidoptera, Papilionidae. The record is from the annotation of a GenBank genome assembly.
AUGAACGCCAGUACAAUUCAUACCCAAGCAAUGAACGGCAGUACGGCGGCAGUGAAUCUAGAUGUCUCCGAUUGCGAAGACUUUGACGAAGACGAUGAUGACAUGAAUGAAUUCUCUCAGGAUCAUCAGAUCUUCGUAGAAAUGAUAUCUAGAAAUCCUGAAAGUGAGUGGAAGGAAUCGGAUGACGAGCCUCUGUUCAACAGUAUUAGUCGUGAUUAUCAGAGACGAGCGAUUGACCGACCACUGACGUGGAAUCGUUCAGAAAACUUCAAUAAUACCUUUGAUGCAGACCCGCCAUUGAAGUCAGCCCACUUAAAAUCCACCCUCACUUUUAAGUUCUUAUGA